CCCGGCUCAGCCGCCGUGACAAGGUCUUUGCGCAUGUGCGGGGUGAAAUAAGAAGAAGGUGAAGAUGGCGGCGGCCAGGGCGGGGGUCCUGGGAGUCCGAUGGCUGCAAAGGGCAUCCCGAAACGUGGUGCCCAUGGGUGCACGGACAGCCUCCCACAUUACCAAGGACAUGCUCCCGGGACCCUAUCCCAGGACCCCAGAAGAACGGGCUGCCGCCGCCAAGAAGUAUAAUAUGCGGGUGGAAGACUACGAGCCGUACCCAGAUGAUGGCAUGGGGUAUGGUGACUACCCGAAGCUCCCUGACCGCUCACAGCAGGAGAGGGAUCCAUGGUAUGACUGGGACCACCCAGACCUGCGGUUGAACUGGGGUGAACCGAUGCACUGGGACCUAGACAUGUAUAUCAGGAACCGUGUGGACACGUCCCCCACUCCUGUUUCUUGGAAUCUCAUGUGUAAGCACCUCUUCGGUUUCGUGGCCUUCAUGCUGUUCAUGUUUUGGGUGGGAGAGACUUACCCCACCUACCAGCCUGUGGGACCAAAGCAGUAUCCUUACAAUAAUCUGUACCUGGAACGAGGUGGCGAUCCCAACAAAGAACCUGAGCCGGUGGUUCACUAUGAGAUCUGAGGAGGCUUCGUGGGCUUUGUGCCCCCUAACUGACUCCCUCAACCCUAGAGAUUUUACCUUAAUGAAAUCGCUAAUAAAACUUAGUACUGUG
Messenger RNA from Balaenoptera acutorostrata (minke whale), 716 nucleotides. RefSeq names its product NADH:ubiquinone oxidoreductase subunit B8 (gene NDUFB8). Lineage: Eukaryota; Metazoa; Chordata; Mammalia; Artiodactyla; Balaenopteridae. Gene Ontology annotation, cellular component: mitochondrion. The transcript has 5 exons. The coding region runs from base 65 to 625 and encodes 186 amino acids. Gene Ontology annotation, biological process: mitochondrial electron transport, NADH to ubiquinone. The record is from RefSeq and is a predicted model, not a curated record.